Molecule: messenger RNA, 739 nt
Organism: Sinocyclocheilus rhinocerous
Lineage: Eukaryota; Metazoa; Chordata; Actinopteri; Cypriniformes; Cyprinidae
Product: NUAK family SNF1-like kinase 1
Exons: 4
Biological process (GO): protein phosphorylation
Molecular function (GO): protein kinase activity; ATP binding
Source: RefSeq, a predicted model, not a curated record
CUGAUAAUUGACAGCUCGACUCCGCCCCUCACACUCGCGUCAUCAUGUGGUGAAUCCCAUCAGCGAUGCCGGGCUCCGCAGGAAAAGAGCACAGCCAGAAGAUGCUCGAGACUUUCAGAAGAGCAUGUUAGUCUCUUUCCUGACAUUUUAUCCCAGUAAAUAUCAGAAAAACUCAUCUUAAGUCGCCGUUCUAAACAGUGUCUCCUCCAGCACGCUUCACAGGUGAGCUGCUCCUCUCCUCGGCGCGAUGGACUGCACACACACACCGGAGGAGCGAGCAGAGGUGAAGAAGCACCAGCACAAACACAGCCUCAAGCGCCGCUUCCAAGUGCUGGAGACGCUGGGCAGAGGCGCGUACGGUAAAGUCAAGCGAGCGGUGGAGAGGCGGUGUGGAAAGACGGUGGCUAUUAAAUCUAUUAGAAAGGAGAGAUUGAGGGAUGAUCUGGAUAGAGCUCACAUCCAGAGAGAAAUCGAGAUCAGUGCCUCUCUUGUGCACCCACAUAUCAUCCGCCUGUAUGAGGUGUUUGAGAGCAGAGAGCGGAUUGUGAUGGUGAUGGAGUACGCGAGCGGAGGAGAGCUGUAUGACUACAUUCAGGACAAACAGAGACUGUCAGAGGAGGAGGCCAGACACUUCUUCAGACAGAUCACCUCUGCUGUGCAGUACUGCCAUAAAAAUGGUGUGGUUCAUCGUGACCUCAAACUGGAGAAUAUACUUCUGGACAAAGACUUAAAUGUGAAG